This is a messenger RNA of Thamnophis elegans (Western terrestrial garter snake), 1003 nucleotides long. It is a transcript of the gene LEMD1, whose product is annotated as LEM domain containing 1. The transcript has 8 exons. Bases 102 to 896 code for a protein of 264 amino acids. The record is from RefSeq and is a predicted model, not a curated record. Lineage: Eukaryota; Metazoa; Chordata; Lepidosauria; Squamata; Natricidae.
CGAUAAAGCACGAUGAAUGUAAUAGAAAUCAUGGAACAUAGAAGAUCAAACGGGAAAUCCUCGAAGGAAAAAUAAACAAAGAAGGCCCACUACUAGGAGACAUGGAGAAUGUUACUGUAGAUGUACAUAUAAAAAGCAAGGAACAAAACAUACAAGGACUAAGUGUGAAAGAAGAAGUUGAUGUUAAAAGUCUGACUGACGCUGAACUAUGGAAGCAGCUUUGCUCAUAUGGAGUUAACCCUGGACCAAUAUUACCUUCCACAAGAAUCGUUUAUGAAAACAAGCUUCAGCAAUUGAUGAAGCAAUGCCCAGGAGCAGCAGCUGGAGAGAAGAGCCAAAAGGUUGAUUGUGAAAGGGAAAAUGUUGGAGCAAAAGGACCAGCUGCAGAAGCCGUUCUUCAGAACAGCAACUUCAGAGUAGCAGCAGAAUGUGCCUGUAGUUCUGAUAAUAAAGCACCUUUAGAUGAAAUAACAGAACGCCAGAAGAAACUCUUGUCGCCUGAUUCUGAGCAUAGUUUAGCUAAAAUAGUAGCAGAACUCCAAGAGAUAUUACCAGAAAGCAAAAUGACACCACAUCGGUCACAAGGAUUAAGGAAAAAAGUUGGCAACAGCCCUGAGGCAAGCAAACAAAAGAAAAGUGAAAAACUGCACAUUGAUUAUGGUCAUCCUGAUGCAAGCACCGUAGGAACUAGUUCUCGAAGAAGAACAUUAAGAGAGACUCCUCCUCCCCUUAAGAAAUGUCCUGAAAACAUACCACAGAAAACAUGUGAGAAACCAGCUGAAGGACCUAUGCCAAUAAGGAUAAAGAUUGCCGUGUUUUGUAUCGCUGUUUUCAUUCUCUUUGUAUAUGUAACUAUGGAAACCAAUCCAUUUACAACCCUCUUUAGCAGAAAAUGAGUGCCACCUUUCUUGAGAGAUGGGUGGAAGACCAAGGAAGGCAAUUUGGUUAGCUGUUUAGGAACAAGCGACUUCAGUAAUUCAUUAAACAGCAAUUGGGAUAAUCC